GAAAAAGAAGCAUAAAUUCACAUUUGACCAUAAUAAAGAGUCGCAUCUUGCUGAUACAGAGACAUUGUCCGACGAUCUGAGUGUGGCACCAAAAAAACAAAAAUUUGGUAGGUAUUUUAGUUGUUUCCAUACAGCGUCACCCGUCAAGAGUUUUGGCGAAAAGAGACCCUCAGAUAGCACGACUGUAGAUAUUCACGAAGGUCUAGUAGCCCCUAGAAAACGGUUCUUUAUCAAAGCGAAAACAGCCAUGCGCGUAGCGGCUGCCGACAGUACAAACAAUAAUAAUAUGAAACCGGUGAAGAAGUCCAGCUUGAAGGCGUCGUUCCCAUUUGGUCUAGGCAACAAGAAAAAAGAGGUCAAGGCCCCCUGCGACCAACCUGCCGCCGCCACUGUUGAGCGUGCUGCCAAAGAAAAUAACGAUAAAAACAAGCACGACAAAGAUGACAAAGGUAAGCAGGGCUCGUCAAUUCAAUCCGUCCCGGAAACUGAGCUGCCAGUUGACAAUGUAUCGGACGUUGCCACAGUCGUUUGUGAAUCGCCGGUAAAAUCACAUACUCUGAGCUGCUCGACGCCACGGCCAAUCGGCGAUAGCGUAGUCGAAGAACUAGCCAUCUCGUUAAUGACGUUUCUUAAUGAAGAUAAACUGUUGGAGGAGGUGGAAGGCUCCAGUACACAGCAACGUAAAGCACUUACGCCGGAGCUCACCCCGUCUCGGAGUCCGCUAGUUAGCUUGACGCCAUCGAAGAAGCGUCAUGGCGAUCAGCCUUUGGACAUGGAUGAUGUGCCGUCAUCGCCAAAGAAGCAGAGACUGUUCAGGAGUCGGGUGCUCCAUAGGAAGAAGAGUAAAGAAAAAAACAAGCCAAAGCACACAGUUGCCACACCCGAACGGUCGCUGGCUGUCGUUGAAUGCGAAAAGGCGGAGAUGAAGAGUGUUCGCAGCGAAACAAACUUAGAGGUGUCAAACAUAAUCAAGAACACCCAAUCAAUGGAAAGUAUCGAUCUCAAUUCUGAAACCCAGAGUCGAAAAGAUAGCGCUCUUGAGGUAACAAAAGUUGACGAUGCAGAUGAUGUUCAAAACGUCAGCCAGAAGAAAGGCUUUUUAAUGCGUUUUGGUCGACAUAGAGUGUCCAGUGUUGUAAAAGUUGCCACAGACGAACCAUCAUCGUCCACUGUUCAAGCUGAUGAUGGGGCUGCGCAGCCGAGCUCCGAGGAGCGACCCGGAAAAGCGUCUAUUAUUAAACGACUUCGUAAGGGAAAACCUAGCUCAGAUAUGGAAUCAACGCAAAACGCAACAUCGCCCAACGCUACAGUGCCAUCAAAGCAUGGUGAAGAGAAACCGAAAAAAUCGCAGAGGAAAAGGAGUAUACGACCUUCUGAAAAGGUUAAGGUUUUCAAGUUUUUUGAAAAGCGCAGUGAGCCAGAUGAUAAUGUAGCUAUUAUUGAGGGGCCUCGAGAAAGCGAAAUUGAGGCAAGUGUUGGGAUGCGAGUCUGUGAAUCACAGCUGGAAGAUGAGAAAGCCGUUAAUGCCAAAAGUGAAAAGAAAGAUAAAUAUAGUAAUAAAGACGACUUGAAAUCGAACAAAAAAGAUGAGGAAGGCAAAUGUGAGUCUUUCUUACAAGAGAACAAAACCACCAAAAAACGCAAAAAAAAGGUACUUUUCAGUAGAUUUACAGUUCAAAAACCAGAGAGACGUAACCGUCAUAGCGUGGCGACUAUCAACAAGGAAACCACUGAUGGCGAGACGUCAACAACUGAAGAAAAUCAGAAUAAGGAAUCGGAAAAGGAACUCUCAACUUUGGAUGAAAAGAUAGAUGAGGCUAAGAGUGAAGCGGAUACAACCGUAAACCAGGACUCCGGUCAAAGAACCUCGGAGCCGAUUACAAGUGAACGCCGAGAUAGUGAACAAUCAUCGAGAGGCUUUUUUAGUUGGUUCACCGGUUGGCGAAGUGUAGAUGACAAAAUCAAGGAGGUGCCAGAAAGCUGUUGUGACACCACUGCGGAAAAGUCAGAGGCAGCAAAAGACCUUGACCCCAACACCGAGGCUGAUGUAUCGGAUAUUCAGAGCGAAUCCGAAUCCGUCACAGACGAGUGUGCGGGCGAGAAGCGAAUUGACCUCGAAGAGCAAAUGCAACCCAAGGCUGAGCAAAAAGACAAACUAGAAACUUCUAAAAAUGAUGCAGAUAAGCCAACCGAAGUCCUGUCCACUAAGACAAAAAGUUUAUUGAAACGCUUCCGCCGAAAACGAUCAAAAAAGUUUACAGAUCUUAUAGAUUCUGGGAGAGGCGAAAGCAGCGAGGGCAGUCGGCCAAGUAGCGGGAAAACUAUGAGUCGGCCAUCUAGCGCGUCAAAACUGUUUUUAAUCUUCCGGCAAUCCAAGCUAGUCGAGAAGACGACUACCGAAGAAGCUAAGAAGGCAGACGAAAUUGUUGGGACGACAACGUCUGAUAAAACGAAAGUGGUUGCAUCCGAGAUGGAUGAUUCCGCUGUAGCCUCGGAUCCCUUAAAAGAUGAGGUUCUCCUUAGUGAGCAAACAUCUUUUGCGAAGGACAAACAGAAAGACCAACCGGCCGAGAAUCUCGAGGAACCGCUGAGUAUCAGCGAAAAAGACAGUGGUUAUGAACCCGGUCGUACAGACAAGAAAGCUCUUUCUACCGCCUUGUACUCUGGAAGAAGGAAGCCACGUAGAAAUAGAAAUAGAAAAGACAAAGGUCUCGACAACUCUGCUAAAGCCGAUGUCCCUCUUACAGAGGUGGCGGAGGAAAAGGUUAUACCCCGUGAUAUCGAGAUCAGACGUGUGGCAGUUCAGAUGUCGUCGCCUCAACAGGUAAUAGAACAAAAACCAAAAACAAUUGAGACCAAGGUGGCAGAGGUAAAGGAUACAAAGGUUAUCGAGGUUGUUAUCCGUGUCAACGACCAAAAAGCUGAAGGCAAGUUGCCAUCGCCAGCGGGAGCCGAAGGCAAACGCAGUCGUCGACGGCGUCGUGGCAAGAAAAAGUCCCCAACAAAACCUACCGAAGGCGAAGAUACCGAGUCCCAGCAUAGUGGUAAAGGACGGAAACAGAGGUUACCUGACGCUGACACAGCAGAAAAGGCAGCAAAAGAUGACCUAGAUGAGAUCAAACCAGACGUUAAGUAUAUUACAGCCGAUACUAUAAAAUCUGAAAGGUCAGAAGAUAGUUCCGUUGAUGAUGAGGUGCCGUCUGCUGAAACAGCUAUACAGGACAAGGCUAAAGAUUUUGAGGCUGAAAAGAAAUCGGUUACGAUGCUUGUAGUUAAAGAGAAGCAAAGCUUGUUAAAGUUCUGGCAUACAAAAAAGUCGACGGCCUCAUCUAAGGCGCAAGCGGUACCUGCUGAGAUGGGAAAACCUAUUUCAACAAAAACUGACGAUAUUACCGAAGACUUCGACUUCGAGACCAGAGUCAGAUCAAAUAAGAAAAAGGCGUUUUUGGAUCGCUUCCAAAAAUCGAAGGCCGUCGAACCUUACAUCGCUUCCGAUAAUGGAGGCGAGGAUCAGGCCAAUGCUGACACUACACGAUAUGCUGAGUCUCCCCAUAUGGAGACUUCAAAAAGCCACCAGUCGAACAAAGGGAGCGCCUCGUCUCGUAAAGGGUCCCAGGCAGAAGGAAAGCCUCAAAAGGGUCUUCUGUCAAGUUUUCUACAGUGGUCGUUGGGCCGGAUUGAAAGCCCGGAAAAAACUGAAGUCAGGGUUACCCGCUGGCAUUCAGAACUUGUCUUGGCGUCUACAAAGGAAGAUGACAAAGACGCUCAAGAGCCCAAAAUCGAGAUCGUUAUCCAUGAUAUUGACAAAAAGCAGGGCGACUUUAGAGGACGCGUCCAGUCAACUGAGUCGGAGACUCAGAGGUCUGAUACUACUUCUAAGUUCGAAACACCCGUAGAAGAAUUUAAGCCCUUGGUGCGCGAACAGAGAAAGGCUACUGGUUUCUUCAGCAAUUUUGGCUGGCCCGCAUCUCUUUGGACAUUUGGGACCGGAACAGAGGACGGGGGUCAACAGGACAACGCGGAAGAUGGAGGCAAGACCGAUACGAGUAACGAAACUCAAGGAAGAGAAAACGUCUCCACGGAAGCCGAGUUAGCGGAAAAGGCUACUAAGGAAGCGGAGACGAAGCCUACCAAAAGUAAUGCUACUGUCAUGGAUGGAGUUCAGGAUAGCGAGAAAGCUGAGGAAGAUGUCAAAACCACUGAGUCUCAGGAGGCUAACGACAAAGAGGUCAUUUUGAAAGAUGUUCGGAAAAAGGAGAAAAGUCCAAUAAAAGAUAAAACAGAAAGAAAGGCCAAAAAUGAAAAGCUUGUUUUGAAUGUCAAUGAUGGAGCUGAGAAGGUUGACGAGAGGGCUGAAAGAUCUCCUGACGAUAUUUCUGCAAAAACUGUUGACAAACAGAGGUCCUUCCUCAAAUUUCCCACAAUCAAGCUGGCGAAAAUGUCGAAAAGCGUCAAGAAUUUGCUAAACACUGAAGCUAAAACUGCUUCGAAGUUUGAAAAAGAGGAGGCGCAGUUUGAAUCCGAGGAGAGCCAAGUAGACUCAAAGCCUGAAGACGAGGACACUACUGAGCGCACCGAUAAGUACUAUCAAGGUGAGAAAACCAAGGCAGAAGUUAAGGUAGAGCCUAAAAAGGCCCGCUGCUCUUUUCUAAAGAAUAGUUCAGUUCCUAAACUGCCGAAAUCAAAAAAGGGUGCGACGGAACAAUCAUCAAUAGUCAAGCCAGUGAAAACCAAAAAGGAAGAUAAAGAAAGAAAGGAGCAAAACAAACCCUCGAUUUUAGAGGAUAGCUAUAAAGAAGAUCAACUGGAAACGGACACUGAAGAUGAGAGACUAGCCGUAAAGCCUAAGCCACUGGGGAAAGUUGCUAUUGGGGCAGCCUCCGCAUCUGAACCACUUGUUGCGAGAGCUUCAGAAGAGGAAAAAUCGACCUCUGAAAGUGCCGAAUCACCCAAGCGUACAAUAACAAUCACGAUUCCGUUACCAAAAUUCAGAAUAGGCAGAAAAAAUAAGGGAAAGAGAACCUCUGCCAAAAAACACAAAGCUAAACGGACAGACAAAAAGAAACUGUCGUGUUAUAAGGUUGCAGGUAAAAAAUCUGUGGUCACUGAAAAUGUAACGGAUCAAGACGCAAGCGACACCGUCGUAGAAAAUGCCGACGAUGCCUUGAGAUGCGAGACUACGAAAGUAACUGAUGUUUUGGAGAAAAAAGCUUACAGAGUUUCUUCUUUCUUAAAUCCAAUAUUCCGUUCUAAUAAAAAAACAGAACCGCAAGUAAAAGUCGAUAUUAGAAAUAACAAAGGUUUGAACGCCGAAAAUAAGAUGAUCGAAGAAAUUACGGAUGAGAAGGCAGAGACAGCUGCGAAUUCACUGGAGGAGACCCCUUCUCCAAUAGAUAAAGCGAAGAAUACCGAAAAGGGCAAACAACCACAGGAUGAGAAGCCCUCCAAGAGCAAGCGCAAUCGACGCGGUAAGAAAAGCAAUCCUUUCAGUAAGGAGAAAAGCACUGAGCACGUUAAGACGGAGGCAGGAGAAACAAAGGUCAAGGGCGAACUUGACGGAACCAUUGUAGACAAAAAGACCGUUCAUCAAGCUGAAGAAGGACCUAAACAAAAAAGUGAGCAUCCUAGCACAAUAGCUGAUCAGCCCGCGUUUUCUGAAAGUCCGAAACUGUCGGGCAAGCGGGCCCAGGAGACCCAACAAUUCUUUGCUGUUAAGCUCAAAUUUAACAAGGCUAAAAGAUUAACUGAAUCGACUCCUAUUGGUGAUGAUAAGAAAAUAACGGAAACUAGCGACAACGAACAGAAGCAAGUGGAUAAAAAGAACAGGGAUCUUGCUGAAAACGCUAUGCAAGCAGAUGAAAAAAAGGCAGAAACAGGUCAGUAUGACGAUGAAUUGCUGACUGAUAGACCAACUGAAACCCCUGAACCUAUUGAAGAAAGACAGGCUAAGAUGAGACGGACUUUCACUAUCAAUUUCGCCAAAUUCCUUGCCAAGGAUAGGAACGUAUCUAUAGAGGAAGCUCGCAAAGAAGCUGAGAAAAAUGGAAAUGUUCAUGAAGCAGAUGAUGACAAAAGUUCACUAGGUGGGCCAAAGAAAGACACUGAGGAGUUUAAAGAUGAAUUGAAUGCUGAUCACAGAAAAGAAAGGGAGCCCAAGAAAGAACAAAGUGCGGUUAGGGAAAAGCAGGACACAGGAAAAUGUUAUGAAUUUAAAAUUCCAAACUUCUGCACCACCGCCACCACUUUAAAGAAAUCGUUUAACAAGGAAGAAUACCCAAAAAUAGAGAAAGAGCCAAAGGCGAAAGGGCACUCUGAUAAGAAUAAAGUCUGUAAUAAGGCGGAGAUAAUCAGCAAAAUGGACGUACAGCUGGAAGGAGAGCCAACGGAAAGUGUUAAAGAAAAAUCCUAUACUGAAAAAAUUGCCACAGAUAAAAAGGAGCAGUUCGUACAAUGUGCAGCAGCGCAAAGGGACACGAAAAAGUUGAAGUUCACGAUCAAUUUUCACAAGCCCACUUUUGUGCGCAAAAGAGAAACGAAACGGGCCAAUAAAGAAGUACUUGAAAGUCCUGUACACGCUGAGAAGGCUGGUAUAGAGGACUCUGACGAAAAAAAUGCCGAGGAGACCGAACAAGAUAGUAAAAUGUCGGGACCCGAGGACGAAACUUCCACAGAGAAGGUGGAGGUAGCUGAUGGACAGAUUUAUAGCAAAACAACUGGCGAGACCGAAUUAAUUGCAGUCGAAGAACAGGGUAAGGCGGCUCCUAAAACUCCAAAAAAGAGCUCUCUUGCCGUUCCUAGAUUAAGCUGGCCUAAAUUCUUCUCUUUAAAAAAACACGACAAGUCAGGAUCUCAGGAGACAGUUGACAAGGCCCGGAAAUUUUCGGUUGAGGAAGCGAACGAUUUGCAAGAUACGGUUCCUACAGAGGGCUUAGGUGAGAUAGGACUCGAGGAAGCUGAAAUCGAUGGGAUGAAAACGACUGAAUCACAUGACAUCGCCCAUUUAGGUACUCCCUCGGAGGUUACUCCAAAAAAAAAUGACGAGGGCCGCAAACAAGUUACGUUUACGAUUACCAUUCCGAAGCUUUCUAUACCGAAAUUCAAACCCAAAAUGAAUGUUAGAGAUAUAAGCGAUGAAACGGCUACAAAAUCAGACAUCGAACAAACUCAAAAAGAUGAUGAUACAGUCAAAAUUUAUGAGUCCGCAACUGACUUAGCUAAACUAGAUACGAACAAAACUGGCGAAACAGAGGAUGAAACCGUUUCAGUUGAAAAAAAACCUAUGGAUUCUGCAAAAAAAGGCAACGCGGCUGAUGCGACCAAAACUUCGAAACGUUCAUGGUGGCAUUCCUUAGUAUCACGGGAUGACACGACCCCAACAAAGGUUUCGGAUAAAAACGUCCGACAAGAACCAUCAGUGACCCAAGAAAAAUUCUUCCGUUUUUCUAAGAAGUCUGCAUUGAAUGUGGAAGAAUCGACGGAUACCCUUGAGAAGCCCAUUCUCGAGCCAGUACCCGAGCUUUCCGAAAAUGAGGCCUCUAAAUCAGAGGAUGUCUCAAAAGAUGAAUUAGCGGACGAACAGCCCGCUGACGAGAUCGGACCAAUCACUAAAGAGCAAACAUAUGAAGCAGUAGUCAAACAAGACAACCAGGAAAUCCCCGAACUUAAAAAUACGGCAAAGGAACGUAAGUUUUAUGCUGUUUUCAAAUUGGGUCGCAAAGUAGAUUCCUCUGAGGUCAAGGUUAAAGACGCGAAAACCGAAGUUGAGGACCAGCAGGCCGAAACAAAGCCCACUAAGAGUGAGGUUACGGUUGAAGGUAUAAAUGAACCAAUCUCGAAAAAGCCAAAGAAAUUUCGAUUUAAAAAAAUGCUUUGGAAAAUGGUAACCGUUAAAGCAUCUGAAAAGGCCGACCAAACAAAUCGGGCCAAAAUAGGAGCAGGAUCGAUUGAAUCGGAUCUACAGGAGAAGUCUAAAAAAAAAGUUCCGAAAAAAAAUGUUGCUAAAACUUUGAACAUGGACGGUACCAAGCCUGACAUAUCUCCAGAGUUUUUCAAAAAGGAGGUUAAAAAAUCGCUUCUCCCUGGACAGAAGGAGUCCCCUGUACUAAUUACGAAACAGGAUAUUACUAUUGAUGCAGAAACUGGUUCAGUGAAAAUCGAAGAGGUUGACGAUGCUAAAUCAAGUCCAAAUGAAGAAAAACGUGACGCAGGAUGUUCACGUAACCGCCGAAAGCGCAGGAACCGCAACCGCAAAAACAGAUUAAAUAUUAUGCGAAGUUGCGAUACCGAGAUAGAAAAAACUAUUAAAGAGCGAAAAUCAACUAAAGACGAAAAUGACAAGGCAGCUUUUGUCGAAAACAAAAAGAUCGAUGUAGAGGAAAAUUCGUUUGAAUGUAGCCUUGUCGAAGAGGGCGCUCGCGAGGUGGUAAUAGAAUCGAACACCGGUGAAGUCACUAAAGUCGAAGCUGUCAGCAAGAAAUGUGUAGUUACGAAAAAUGCAACCUCAUCAACGGUUGUGACAACUUCAUCGAUUGCCACAUUUUGCGAGUCGCAGCCGGUCGGUGCAACGGCCAAUGCAGCCGCCGAUGAUACUGCCAUCGAGAGCAUCACUGAAGAGAAGGCUGAGCAUAAGAAGCUUGACAAAAGCGUCGUGGAAGAGAGCUUUAAAAUUCGAGAUAAUGUUACAGAAGUUGAAAGGAAAGAUGGAACAACCGUACUAACAGUAAAAUUCGAAGUAGAAAAAGAAAAACAAAAACUGGGAGAAAAAAGGCAGUCGUUCUCGUUUCUCGGCCGGUUUAGCCAGAAGCACAGGGUCGAUAGCCGACUUGAACCUAUAAGCGAUGACAGUCCCGACGUUCAUAUAACAUCAGAGGGAGACGUUACUCCCAUCGACGUUAGCUAUAGCGUCGACGGCGUCACGGAAGAGAACACCGUUAAUGCUGGCGUGUCCGACGACAAGAAACCGAGGAAGCGCUAUUUCAAGCCUGCGAAGCACCGUAUAACAAAGAAUGCUGUAGAUACUGUACAGUUACCGGACAAUAGCCCUAAAGCAACACACACUAGUGGGUCUAACGAUGAAAACGCACAAAAUAGUGAUGUCGUCAAGACAAAAGAGAUAGUAAAGUCUGCAGGAAGUGUGCAGAAAGCGAAUAAACAAGACGCUGCUGAUAUAGCCGACAACACCUUUAUAGCUAGCAAAAACACAAAGGACGCAGAAGGGAAACCCAAGAACGAGAGAGCACAACUUUAUGUUGCUAAAGCAGAAAAGGGAGGCGUUGUUGGCUUCUUGACAAAGCGAUUUCGCAGACCGCAGAGGGAUAUGAGCAAAAACUUAAUUAUCGGAGAAACCACUGUCAAUGAUGCGCCAAAACAGGUCCAAAAUGUGGAAAAAGGGUUGGAAAAGAAAACUGAUAAUAUGGAAACUAGCGAAGAAGACGACGAGGACGAGGAAGAGAGUACGGUGGAAAGCACCAAGAACGAAAGCGGCUCAUCGGACUCGACUGAGAUCAAGGACACCUCAGACGAGGACUCCGCGGAAAAGAAGGAAGAAGAUAAGGCUGACGUUACCCAAGAUACGAAAAAAACUGAUGGAGGCAAUGAAAAAACCGCCCGGAAAUCCAAAGGAGUGUUCGGCUGGCUCAAGCGAAGUCGGCCAAGCAGUGGCUGUGAACGUGAAAAAAACAAGGACUUCGACGGCGAGCAGAAAAAAUUCGACCCGGCUAAAAUUGAGAUUGGUGGUAGUAAAGACAAGGAUCUAGCAGCGGAUAAGGCUUUGGAGGCACCAAAUGUAUCGGUUAACGGUGGAGACUCGUCGAAGGUCGUUGACACGGGCUCUGUCAAGGAAGAGCGUUCGAAGAAAAAGACUAAGCGUUUCUUUCAGAAAAAUAGCAAAAUUGAAGUUGAAAAACUGGCGAUCGUCGGUAAAAAAGGCUUUGGCGAUCUCGAACAAGACCAGUCGGCAGGCGCAAGCACCUCAAGUCAGGCACCCAAAUAUGACCACUUCGGAAGAAGUUACACCUUCCACUGGCCAGGUGUUCGUUACACUACCAUCCUUGAACCAGUUGCCCAACAAUAGAAGCUAAAUUAACUAAUCAAUUGGGGUGUAUGCUCUACUUUGUACUAUUGGUUCAGCCGAGAGCGUGAUACGCAGUCAAUGCAUUUUUCUUCAAUCCAGCAGCCAUCUCUGACCUUCGUCCAUCAAAAUCGAGUUGAAGCUAUGAGCGAAAGAAAGGUAUUUCUUUGUUGUUAUCGAAAACAAAAAAAUCUUUUCCCGUUGUUUCCCUCUUCAAUAAGUCAACUAAAUUAUUUUAAAAGUCAUGGCGGUUGCGGACGAGUCGGUUCGAUCUGAAAGCCUCUAUCAUUGGGAGUUAAUCAGUCCUGAAAUGAACCUACGCGCACAGUAUCUGUUAAUUUUUACUUGCGUAAAAAUUUAAAUAAUGCCGACUGGUCUGUAUAUAGUAGGCAGAAAAAGUAGUUGAAAAUGUGUGAUGAUGAGGGCUCUUGACAGCUUAAACUCGUAAUCUGGGUGUACGCUCUGCAGCCAAAUGCAAGUCACAAGUCUGCAGUAACCGUAUAUUUAAGUUACGUUGAUAGAGCGCUGCUGAUUGACAGAUCAUGCAGUUAUCGAUUAAGACCUAACGCAAUGACAGACGCGCACAUAAUAUACCGUUUUGAAUUGGUUAGAAUUUCGGUUAACAUUGUUUGUUUUACGUAAAAUUUGCUUUUAAAAAACGUUUUUUCGCAAGUUGCUCUAAAUUUCGAAGGAACCUCAAGCGUUACUGUUAUUCACGACGAAACUAAAUCUGCUUAGAGAUGUUUAAUAGUUGGGCAUCAGCUGCCCGAUUGCACUGUCUUGGAUUAUCAUUGCCGUUAUCAUCCUAUAGAUAUCUUACUGAUCUCUUCUGAACGAUCCCAUUUCCGUUAUGUGAUUUUUCUCCUUUUAUAUACAAUGUAUAUAUGUAAAUUUUAUCAAAAAAUUUACAUUCGAUUA
This is a messenger RNA of Varroa destructor (honeybee mite), 10987 nucleotides long. RefSeq lists its product as uncharacterized. NCBI's taxonomy places the organism in Eukaryota, Metazoa, Arthropoda, Arachnida, Mesostigmata, Varroidae. The record is from RefSeq and is a predicted model, not a curated record.